GGUCUAAGUGAGGCAACACCGUUGGGCAGCGAUCUGACGCUACGAUUCUAUCGACCGCAGUCAUCAGUUUGGGAUUUAUCGAUGCUCAUCGUUUGGCUGUUGGCUGUGUUUUGCGUUGGUGUCGGAGGGUAUUGGGCUGGCCAUCGCAAAACGUAA
Anisakis simplex (herring worm) is the source of this 156-nucleotide messenger RNA. NCBI's taxonomy places the organism in Eukaryota, Metazoa, Nematoda, Chromadorea, Rhabditida, Anisakidae. The record is from the annotation of a GenBank genome assembly.